AAAGGUUCUCAACGUGGCCGCUGAUGUUUUCCAGCGUGGAGUUAAAAGCAAAGACAGCUUAGUGACCGUGGAGGUAAAACAUCGGUUAAAAUGGGUGAGUUCAAGGUGCACCGGGUUCGGUUCUUCGACUACAUGCCCACCGCUAUCCGAGCCAUGGCGUUUAACAGCCGCACUGAGCGGCUCGCUCUGGCCCGGGCCGACGGAGCUCUGGAGAUCUUCAACUUCGCUGACAACUACUUCCAGGAAAAGGUCAUCCCAGGACAGGACGGCAGGGCUGCCGAGGCUCUGUGCUGGGUGGGCCGACGUCUGUUCAGUGCUGGUUUGAAUGGAGAGAUCACUGAGUAUGAUCUGGAGAACCUCAGGCCCAGGUACACGGUGGAGGCCUACGGAGGACCGAUCUGGGCCAUCAGCGGCAACGGCCAGGGAACACUCUUAGCGGUCGGUUGUGAGGAUGGGACGGUGAAGAUGUUUGAAAUACUUGAGGAGAGGAUUCAGUUUCAAAGAAACCUUGACAGGCAAAAGUUUAAUUAUGUUUUAUGUGAUCUUCAAGGUCGCAUUAUAUCUCUCUCCUGGCAUCCCUCUGGUACACUGAUUGCUGCCGGCAUGAUGGACAUGAUCAGAAUCUUUGAUGCUGAGACGGGCCACGCCACACACAGGCUGCUGGUGGAGAGAGGUGUUGGAGCAUCCAAGAGCAGAGAGGUGGUGGUUUGGAGCAUUGCCUUCCUGUCUGACCACACCAUUGUUAGCGGUGACUCUGCAGGAAAGAUCCAGGUCUGGGAUGGACUCACAGGAACUCUGGUCAGAAGUCACCUGGUCACCAAGUGGGAUGUUCUGUCUCUGUCUGUUUCACAGGAUGAGAGCAGUCUGGUAGCCGGGACGUCAGAGGGCACCGUCGUCCAGUUUCAGUUCAUCUCCGCUACUGUGGACCAGCAGGAUAAGGAUUGGGUUCGAACCAGGACCUUUAAAAACCACUCGCAUGAUGUGAGGGCUCUCGUCCAUACCGAAACUGCUGUGGUGUCUGGAGGUAUGGACACCCAGCUGGUAGUGCGUCCCCUGUUGGACAAGGUGGAAAAGAACACCCAGGAGUCAGCGAUGCGCAAAAUGGCUUUCCCACAUAGAAGCCUGGUUUGUUGCGCAAAGAAAGCAGGACUGCUGCUCUUCCAGUUCCCAGAUCAUUUAGAGCUGUGGAGACUAGGGGAGAGCGACGAGCAUGGAAAGCCUGGCGACAGCCUUCCUGUGAAGAGAAAACCAGAGAAACUGAUCCAGCUGAAGAGGAAGGUGUCUGACUGUGUGCUGAUUUCUGCAGGGGAGGAUCACAUCUGCUGCAGUGCUUUGUCUCCAUGUGGAGGCUGGCUGGCAUACUCUACUGUCUCCAGUUUCCGUCUUUACAGAUUACAGAACAACAACAUCAGCAUCGCCAAGGUGUCCAAACUACCUAAGGACCCGCUCGCCCACCAGCUCUGCUUCUCCACUGACUCCUCCAAACUCUUCGCUUCCUCCAGCAAUUCUUCAGUCAUCGUCGUUGCCCUCAACCAGCCAGAGUGCAAAUACCUUCAUACGCUGAAACCCAAGUCAAGCUCCAGACAGCCGGUCCACCUGCUGUUCCCCAGUGAGGAUGGCAAAUGGCUCGCUACAGCAAACACGGACUGCGAGAUCCAUGUCUACAACAUCGACAAGCUAAAGCAUCAUUGUACGGUUCCAGUGUAUGGCUCGUGUCCCACUGCCAUAGCCGUCCACCCAACAACCAGCAACCUUGUUGUGGUGCAUGCUGACCAGCAGAUAUUUGAGUACUCUCUGGUGCAGAAGGAGUACACAGAGUGGAGUCGGAAGCUGCAGAAACAAGGACUGCACGCUCUGUGGCUGGAGAGGGACACCCCCAUCACCCACGUCGCUUUCAAUCCUAAAAAUCCAGCUCACAUAAUUCUGCACGACAUGUUCAUGUUCUGUAUCAUCGACCAGAGUCUGCCCCUACCUGAAGCAAAGAACUUGCUCUACAAUCAGAUGAAACUGAGGAGUCUUCCUGAGCCAGAGAGGAUCAGACACAGCCACGCCUUCAAGAUAUGCAAGAAUUUCCAGCACCUCAUGUGUGUGAGCUUACUGGAAGACCAUUCUCUGGUUGUAGUGGAGCGCCCCCUGCUGGACAUCAUGUCUCAGCUGCCUGCACCUGUCCGGCAGAAGAAGUUUGCUACAUAAAGGAAGAAAAGGUGUCUCAGCCCAGAUGUUCAUGGAUCGUUACUCACUGCAACGCCCACAUCUAAAAUCAUUUUCAAUGAAAGUGUUCAUGUGUCACCACUUUGUAAAAAAUACUUUGAUAAAGUAAUAAAUAGAACAAUUUACAGUUA
This is a messenger RNA of Anoplopoma fimbria (sablefish), 2342 nucleotides long. RefSeq names its product U3 small nucleolar RNA-associated protein 4 homolog. NCBI's taxonomy places the organism in Eukaryota, Metazoa, Chordata, Actinopteri, Perciformes, Anoplopomatidae. Gene Ontology annotation, biological process: maturation of SSU-rRNA from tricistronic rRNA transcript (SSU-rRNA, 5.8S rRNA, LSU-rRNA). The record is from RefSeq and is a predicted model, not a curated record. Gene Ontology annotation, cellular component: small-subunit processome; t-UTP complex; 90S preribosome. Gene Ontology annotation, molecular function: protein binding; RNA binding.